Molecule: messenger RNA, 1380 nt
Organism: Neoarthrinium moseri
Lineage: Eukaryota; Fungi; Ascomycota; Sordariomycetes; Amphisphaeriales; Apiosporaceae
Exons: 2
Coding region: 1-1380 (459 amino acids)
Molecular function (GO): transaminase activity; pyridoxal phosphate binding
Source: RefSeq, a predicted model, not a curated record
AUGGCUCCUAUCGCCAUCAGCGAAACAGUGGGCGACGCCAGCGCUGGGGUGCAGACCAAGAGCGCAUCGAAUAAUUCAGGAGAUGCCGUACAAGCCGCGCUUGAUGCUGCGACGAAGCGUUUCGAGGAGCGGAACCCAGUUUCCAAGAAGCUCCAUGAAACUGCAGCCGGCACCUUACCGGGAGGUAACACCCGAACUCUGCUGCACACCUCGCCCUUCCCUUUAAGCAUGAAAUGCGGGAAAGGGCCCUUUGUCUGGGAUGAGGAUGGCCACAAGAUGACCGACUUUGUUGGUGAACUCACGGCUGGUAUAUAUGGCCAUUCCAACCCAGUGAUUCGGGAGGCCAUCAUCUCUACAUUUGACAAUGUAGGACUCAGCCUGGGUUCCACUACGACCCAAGAAUACAAGCACGCGGAGCUGAUUUGCAGUCGAUUCGGACUCGAACGGCUGCGUUUCACCAAUACGGGCACGGAGGCAAACCUGCAUGCCCUCAACGGGGUCAAGAAGUUCACGGGCCGGCGCAAGGUCCUCGUAUUCUGCGGGGGCUACCACGGUGCUGUGCUUUCGUUCGGUGACGGAAAGGUGGCCGAAAACAACGUUGACAGAGCUGACUGGGUGGUUGGAAAAUACAAUGAUGUCGAAUCAACCAGAACGUUAAUUCAGAACACGCCUGACUUGGCUGCUGUGUUGGUCGAAGGAAUGCAGGGCUCGGCUGGGUGCAUCCGCGGGACCAGAGAUUUCCUCCUCACUAUCCAGGAAGAAUCCAAGAAGGCUGGUGUUAUCUUUAUGCUGGAUGAGGUCAUGACAUCGAGAAUCCACCCCGGAGGCAUCCAGAGACUUCUAGAUCUGAAGCCCGACAUAACGACCUUUGGGAAAUACUUGGGCGGUGGCUUCCCGAUCGGAGCCUUCGGAGGACGUGCGGAUAUCAUGGCCGUGUACGAUCCGCGGGUACCAGGCUCCCUAACCCAUUCUGGUACGUUCAACAAUAACACGAUGACAAUGUAUGCUGGAUAUGCAGGCCUUUCCCAAGUCUUCACGGAUGAGGUCAACGUUGCCUUCAACGCGAAGGGUGAUAGCUUCCGAGAGAAACUGCGGGCUGCGAGCAAGGGCACCAAACUCUCUUUCACCGGCUUGGGGGCGAUACUUGCAUCCCACUUCUCAGACAGCGGUUCGGAAGAUAUCAGCUCCGUGGAUGACAUUGUGGAACGAUCAGACCUGAAAGACCUGUUCUGGAUGGAGAUGCUCGAGAACGGGUACUGGAUCACGAGAAGAGGGAUGAUGGCACUGAUUCUGGGCACACCUGAUGAAGAACUGGACCGUUUUGUUCGCUGUGUUCAAGACUUCUUACAAAGACAUGAGGCUAUCGUUACAAUUGCCUAG